UUCGAAUUACAUCCAUUCCGAUUAACUUAAUUAGAGUUUAAUCGAAACUGGAUGUUUGGGGUGUCCACCGUCUACGGCAUCCACGCGUGUCUGUUGACAUACGACGGACAGCGGGAUUAGCGGGAGCGGCGAAGCGCGCGUUAACUAAACAUUAACCUCGCACGGAAGAUGGCGGACGACGACGUGAACGGAGACUCGGACGAUGUGCAGCAGGAGAAGUCGCAGAAGAAGGCGGCCAAGUAUGACAGCGGUGCAGCGGAUCUGGAAAAAGUGACCGAUUAUGCCGAGGAGAAAGAGAUCUCGUCGUCUGAUGGAUUUUCCUGUGCUCUCAGCAUAAUCGGCGACCGUCGCGACAAGGAGGCUGCGGAGAAAAAGGCGAAGGAGAAGGAGCUGCUCAAAGUAUCUAUUAAGAAGGAGGAUGUCGAUUUGAUCAUGAAAGAGAUGGAGAUCAGUCGGAUUUUGGCUGAACAGACUCUCAGGGAACAUAGAGGCGAUAUUGUAGAGGCGCAUGAGCAGCAACAAUUAAUGAUAAUGACACAGAUUGGAAUUGCAAUGCUGUUUGGAUUAGGCAUCUUUGGCUUGGUCGCAUUUUACUGUAAAGUGUGCUAUAAACCGAUCCAAACGUCAACGCGAACGCGCAGAAGACGUGUCGUGCGCGAGGAAGGUGACCUGACGACAUAUUGCAGCACCAUCGAAGGUCAGGAGAGACCACCUACAUAUAAUGAAGCUGUUCGUAAUACUUCAUCCACCAACACGCAUUCCGACAGUGCUCCUCCUCUUUACACGUCUCCCUACAACAGGAUGUCCAUGUCGGAAGCUCCACCAUCGUAUCCAGGAACGCCGAAAUUGCAAAAAAAGAUUCUUCACCAAAGUUCCAACGAGCUCCCUUCCUCGUCUCCCGUUGUUCAGCACAUGUAACGAUACUCUCACAGAUACAAAUAAUUCAUUCGCUGCGUA
Trachymyrmex cornetzi is the source of this 957-nucleotide messenger RNA. RefSeq lists its product as uncharacterized. The record is from RefSeq and is a predicted model, not a curated record. Lineage: Eukaryota; Metazoa; Arthropoda; Insecta; Hymenoptera; Formicidae. The coding region runs from base 169 to 918 and encodes 249 amino acids. The transcript has 6 exons. Gene Ontology annotation, biological process: protein stabilization; negative regulation of apoptotic process.